Messenger RNA from Pseudomyrmex gracilis, 1814 nucleotides. RefSeq names its product parafibromin (gene hyx). Gene Ontology annotation, biological process: positive regulation of transcription elongation by RNA polymerase II; transcription elongation by RNA polymerase II. Gene Ontology annotation, molecular function: RNA polymerase II complex binding. The record is from RefSeq and is a predicted model, not a curated record. NCBI's taxonomy places the organism in Eukaryota, Metazoa, Arthropoda, Insecta, Hymenoptera, Formicidae. The transcript has 4 exons. Bases 136 to 1716 code for a protein of 526 amino acids. Gene Ontology annotation, cellular component: Cdc73/Paf1 complex.
GUCGUCCCAAAAGAUCACGUGGUCAUUCCAGUACUGACAACAGAAAGAACACGUCGAGUUUUACGAUCUCUCACGAAAGCUCUGAAGUUUUUAUACGUAUACUUGCCGCAAAUUGGAAUACAUCAGUUCGCAAUCAUGGCGGAUCCGUUGAGUCUGCUGCGGCAGUACAACGUCAAUAAAAAAGAGAUAAUCGAACGCGAGAAUCAGAUUAUAUUCGGCGAGUUUUCCUGGCCGAAGAAUGUGAAAACCAAUUAUCUAACUUACGGAUCGGGAAAGGAAGGUACACCUAAGGAAUAUUACACACUCGAGUGCCUCCUCUUCUUGCUCAAACAUGUUCAGCUCACACAUCCGGUAUAUGUGCGACAAGCGGCGGCGGAGAACAUUCCCGUGGUACGCCGGCCUGACAGAAAAGACUUGCUGGCUUAUCUCAAUGGCGAAACUGCCACGUCAGCCGCCAUAGACAAGUCUGCACCAUUGGAAAUCCCAACGCAAGUAAAACGCGCGGCCGAGGAUGGCCUGGACAGCGGUUCGUCGAAAAAACCUCGCUUUGAAGAGACCCACGUGCAGAAGGUGAAAGAGCAACUGGCGGCACGUCUGGACGCACCUAAGGAAGCUUCUGUUACCGUCGACAACAUCAAGUCGCUCUCGGAAGCGAUGUCGGUGGAAAAAAUCGCCGCUAUCAAAGCAAAACGUCUGGCGAAAAAACGCACCACCAUCAAGGAGAACGACGAUAUCGGGAUGGGCUCUGAUCUGCGCGUGAUUCUCGACAUGGAUGUAGACGACACGAAGGACAUAGUGUCGCGUGAGCGUCAAUGGCGAACGCGCGCCACUAUCUUGCAAAGUAGCGGCAAAAUCUUCGCCAAGAACAUAUUCGCGAUCUUGCAGAGUAUCAAAGCGCGCGAAGAAGGUCGGCAGAAAGGUCCUGCCGCGCCUACUCCUAUGGUGACGCCACGAUCGACGCCCAUACGUCCAUUACCGCAACCGGCAGUUUAUAAUCGUUACGAUCAGGAACGUUUCAUCCGACAACGGGAGGAAACCGAAGGCUUCAAGAUUGAUACCAUGGGCACAUAUCACGGCAUGACGCUAAAAUCCGUGACCGAGGGAACAAAUCCAGCUGUGAGAAAACCACCCGUCAAUCCGUCCGCCGCGCCGACUUCCGGCCUGCUGCCGACUUCCGCCGCUAAGUUGACGCCUCAGCAAGCGGCACAAAACAAGCGACCCAGCCGGACGCCCAUCAUCAUUAUUCCCAGUGCCAACACAUCUCUCAUUACAAUGUACAAUGCAAAAGAUAUUCUACAAGAUUUGAAGUACAUCAGCAAUGAGGAGAAACGGGCGCAGGGCUGCAAGCGAGAGAACGAAGUGCUUCUUCAACGUCGGAAGGAAGGCGGCCUAACUGUACCUUAUCGGGUGGUCGAUAAUCCGCAGAAACUGACAAACGCCGAUUGGGAGAGAGUCGUCGCCGUGUUCGUCAUGGGACCAGCGUGGCAAUUCAAAGGCUGGCCAUUCGAUGGCAACCCGGUGGAGAUUUUUUCGAAAAUUUGUGCGUUUCACUUAAAGUACGACGAGAUGAGGUUGGAUGCAAACGUGGCACGUUGGGCGGUCACGGUGAUCGAGCUUAGCCGAACAAAGAGGCAUUUAGACAGAGCGGCGUUAAUGAUAUUCUGGGAACACUUGGAUAAGCAUAUGAUCAAGAACAAGCCGCAUCUUCGUUUCUAAAGUUCUCACACAAUACGAACUGACACGUAUGUGUUCCAAGUGUGUAACUAAUUUUCUAGAUAUUUUCAUAAAAAAAAAAAAUAAAAAAAAAAAAAAAA